AUGCCGGAGAGCGAUACCUGGCCAGGUGGCGUGGGGUUGGAGACGAUGAGCGGCAUGGACUCUGCCGGCAGCUGUGACAGCGUCCUCAGUGCCAAUUCUGGCUUUAGCGAUGACAGUCUGGAGCACCUGUCUGCUGAGGAGAAAGCCUGCCUCAUGUUUCUCGAGGAAACGAUUGAGUCUCUGGACACCGAGGAGGAUAGUGGACUGUCCAAUGACGAUCCCGACCAGAUGCCCACUCCUGGUAAUCUCGCCAUCAAACUGGCUGACCUGUCGGCCUCCUUGAGCAAGAGCAAGCUGAACGAUUCACAGAAACAUCCCUCCAGAGAAAACAUGAAGGAGAACGCUGACACUAAACCCCUCCAGAGCUACCUUGUUCCUACUCCUCUUGUUAUGGCAGGCGGCGCUCUCUCUUCUGUGUCCAGCACCAAACCAGGCGGUCCUCCAGAUUCAAACCUCUCCAAGCCUCAGAUCGCACCUUCAAGCAACAAAUCUCAUCAAAAACCCAACAAGAAACCUGUUGUUCACUUUGAAGUGAAUGUUGUGAUACCUCCUCCCACGAAACCCAAGGACAGCUCAGUCAGGACAGCGGAGGGUCCUUUACCUCGAGGACCUCUGUCGUACGAUGCGCUUGUUUAUCUGCAAAGGAGUGCGUCCACGAAGAAGACCCCUCUAUGCCCCACAGUCGAUCACACUAUAGAAUCGGACAAGCGUCCUCCUGCCUUGAUGGAAGGACCGAACUUCGGAAACAUGCCGAGAUCUGAGAAGUCCCACCCAGAGUCUACCAGGCUGAACAUAAGUCCUCCGGUUGUGGCACCUAAACCCAAAACGAUUCCUGCCAGCAUUGCUGCAAAAGCACAGAACGGAGCUUCGUCGAUCACAAACACUUUGUACAGUAUCAAGCAUGCGAAAGACCCUGAGGUGGUGAGACAGAAGGCUUUGCUGAAGCUCGGCCUCCUGAAAGAUCAAGAAAAUGAGACACUUGCUCCACUACCUCCCCCUAAACCUCACUCCACUUUGGACCCAACACCUAGAAGAUUCACAAGAGGUUCAUCGAACGGUAAUCCACCGAGAAGCCCAUCGUUUUCCUAUUCUCAAGUGCCCAAGAACAAGCCUCUGCACAGCAGCGCCAGUUUCCAUCACUGCUCGAGAGCUGACCCUCAGUCUGCAUCGGUACCACAUCCUGUUCAGCCCAAAGGAUUAAAGACAGAUGCUCUGGGGGACGGAAGGACAGGUGGGAACUGUCCUGAGCGAGGACACAUCACAGGAGCUGGGCCAGUGAAGACCACCUCUGCAGCUCAGCCUCAGAAACCCUCAAACUCUGUAGGAUAUUCUGUCAUGGUGGUGCCGGGGAUGGGAGCUGAUCGGAGGGAAGCACUCAGAAAACUUGGACUUCUUAAACACUGA
Messenger RNA from Limanda limanda (common dab), 1404 nucleotides. RefSeq lists its product as uncharacterized. The coding region runs from base 1 to 1404 and encodes 467 amino acids. The record is from RefSeq and is a predicted model, not a curated record. Lineage: Eukaryota; Metazoa; Chordata; Actinopteri; Pleuronectiformes; Pleuronectidae. The transcript has 3 exons.